CAAAAAAGUAUACUUUACUAUCUCAUAUUUAAAAAAUUGUAUUUCAACCCUCAGGCCAAAUUCAAGAUUCCAUCACCUCUGUGGAUUUCUUUUAACUCCCUUGUCGCUCCUAGAUUAUUCAGCUUUUAUUAUUGCUGAUUUUAGUCCCUUCAUUAAAAUGUGAUGCAUGAAUAAAUGAAAAAAGUACAUUUCUGUCAAAUGACUCUACUCACCAGGCUUGUCUUUCUGUUUAUGACAUCAUUUUUUAUUGCCUGGAAUAAUUUUCCCUCACAUACUGGCUUUGCUGAUACAUUUAGAAUUAUCUCAUAGAAUAAAAUCUAAAUGCACAACAUACAAGAAACAUAACUCUAAAUUAGAAAACCCUAUGUUUCCCCAAAAUCUUCUAGUUAUAGCAUAUCAUUUUGUGGAAUUCAUAUAUGGAUAAACCUUUCCUGUGAUCUGAUUUUCUCACUUCCUCAGAGUCUUUGCCAAAUGCCACUAGAUGUGUGAGGUUUCUCUUGACUACUCUGUUCAAAGUUGAACAUGCUCGUGCAGUUCAAACACCUUUCUUUGACUUACUUUUCUCUGAAGCAUUUAACCUCUUAUGACAUAAAUUUGUUUAUAUGUCAUCAUCUGAUCGCACUCACUAUGACCUGUGUGGGCAUGGGCCUUCUUUGUUCCAAUUAUUGUGGUAGCCACAAUACUGAACACAUAGGCUUCAUAAGUGUUUCUUGAAAGCAUGCAUCUCAUGCUUUUCUGAAGUUCUGUUUUUCUUUGUACUUAUUCUCCAGAGGAGAUAUUUAUUGUGUUAGUGUCCUAGGAAUGAGAAUACAGAGUAUCACAAACUGGUUACCUAAAACAGAAGAAAUUUGUUCUCUCAUAGUUCUGGAGGCUAGAAAUCUGAAAUCAAGUUGUCAGCAGGGUUAGUUAUUUCUGAGGGCUCUAAGAGGAGGAAUCUCUCCCAUUCCUUUCUCCGAGGUUCUUGUUAUAACUAACAGUUGUUGGCAUUUCUUGGUUUGUAGAUACAUCACUCCAAUCCCUGCCUCCCCCAUCCCAUGGUAUCCUCAGUGUCUCAGUCUUCACAUGGCCAUCCCCUUAUCAGAACAUGAGUCAUAUUGGAUUAGAGAGGCACACUAUGCUCCAAUAUGACCUCACCUUAACUAAUUACAGUCUUUAUGUUUUUCCAAACAAGCUCACAUCAUGAAUAUCCUUUUGACAAAAAAUAAAAUUCAAUCCAUAAGACAGGGCUAUAGAAAAAAGGGCCUAGAUUUUAGAUUUGUAUAAUUGAAAAUCCUUUCUGUGUGUCUACUUAGUGUAUAGAAAACUUACAAUGAGGAGUAGAUCAAAUACUCUAAACUGUAAAGUAAUAGGCAACCAAACAGUUUCUGUUAACACUGGUAGAAAAGUCCCUACUAUCAUGUGAACAAAGGCACAAAUUUAUUUUCAGUUUCUAGUAUUGUGUUGGUCACAUGCUGACUGAAGCUGAAUUUCUCUAUCAAUUUAUCUGUAAAAGACUUCUGAUUUCUUAGGAAACAUCUGUUUGCAUUGGAGACAUAUUCUUUUUGGAAAAACUCCAUCAAUAACAUAUUAAAUAUUGUUAUUCUAAUGUUUCAAUUGAGAAAAAGGACACUCAGAAGAGAAACGUUGGAAAAGCUCCAUAAUUUCGUAAGUGAGGCAGUGCUGAAAGAACACAUUUUGUUGUAAGUCUAUACUUUUUGAACUUUUAGUUUUUUACUUCUGGUUAUAGUGUAUUGAUCACUGACCUGAAAAAUUUACCACAAUCACAUGCUUUAUAAGGUACUGUGAAAAGUUUUACCAAAUUAAUGACCUGGUUUUGUGGUACUAGGUAAAAAACAUAUUCAUCAUGGCAUGGGAGAAUCAGACCUUCAACUCUGACUUCAUCCUCCUGGGAAUCUUUAAUCACAGCCCCACCCACAGCUUCCUCUUCUUUCUGGUCCUGGCCAUCUUUUCAGUGGCCUUCAUGGGAAACUCUGCCAUGAUUCUCCUCAUCUACCUGGAUACCCAACUCCACACCCCCAUGUACUUCCUCCUCAGCCAACUGUCCCUCAUGGACUUCAUGCUCAUCUGCACCACUGUACCCAAGAUGGCCUUCAACUACUUGUCUGGCAGCAAAUUCAUUUCUAUGGCUGGCUGUGCCACACAAAUUUUCUUCUAUGUAUUACUGCUUGGCUCUGAAUGCUUUCUGUUGGCUGUUAUGGCUUAUGACCGCUACAUUGCCGUUUGCCACCCUCUCAGAUACACCAAUCUCAUGAGACCCCAAGUUUGUGGACUUAUGGCUGCCUUCUCCUGGAUCCUGGGCUCUACAGAUGGAAUCAUUGAUGUUGUAGCUACAUUUUCCUUCUCCUGUUGUGGGUCUCGGGAAAUAGCCCAUUUCUUCUGUGACUUCCCUUCCCUACUAAUCCUCUCAUGCAGUGACACAUCAAUAUUUGAAAAGGUUCUUUUCAUCUGCUGUAUAGUAAUGGUUGUUUUCCCCGUUACAAUCAUCAUUGCUUCCUAUGCUCGAGUUAUUCUGACUGUCAUUCACAUGGGAUCUGGAGAGGGUCGUCGCAAAGCUUUUACUACCUGUUCCUCUCACCUCAUGGUGGUGGGAAUGUACUAUGGAGCAGUUUUGUUCAUGUACAUACGGCCCACAUCUGAUCGAUCCCCUAUGCAGGACAAGAUGGUGUCUGUGUUCUACACCAUCCUCACUCCCUUGCUGAAUCCCCUCAUCUACAGCCUCCGCAACAAGGAGGUGACCAGGGCAUUCAGGAAAGUGUUAGGAAAGGGCAAGUCUGGAGAGUGAGUGCUUUAUAAACUUUAUGCUUUGUUGGCUGCUAAAUUCUUUUAAAUGUCCCUUUUUUCCAUUAAGUCCUCAAAAUAACUUUCAUUUUGUACAUAAAUUUGUAAUAACAUAUA
Messenger RNA from Cercocebus atys (sooty mangabey), 2895 nucleotides. Its product is annotated as olfactory receptor 2M3. The transcript has a single exon. Gene Ontology annotation, molecular function: G protein-coupled receptor activity; olfactory receptor activity. The coding region runs from base 1844 to 2782 and encodes 312 amino acids. Lineage: Eukaryota; Metazoa; Chordata; Mammalia; Primates; Cercopithecidae. Gene Ontology annotation, biological process: G protein-coupled receptor signaling pathway. The record is from RefSeq and is a predicted model, not a curated record. Gene Ontology annotation, cellular component: membrane.